UCAUCCUGGUUCUUUUUAGCAUGUUUUAAUUUUAAUCUAGCUGAUCGCUACUGGAACAGAUAACGUUAAAAGCAGAACUAACACAGUCUAGACAGAUAGGCUGUACAAAUAUCGUUUUAGGUUCUAGCCUGGAUGGAUGUAUGAUGAUUUAUGCAGCGAAAGUAUUUUUAAACAUUUUCUUUGACAGUCGAGUGCACAUAAAAAUUGGAGGAAAAAAAUGACGCAAUAUCCGUUCAAUACCAUCAAUAUGCGGUAAUGCAUGCGGCUUUAUAGGUAAACAGUAAUUCAAGGAGCAGAAAAAAUAUUGACAUUUCACUUGUCAUUGAAGACAAGACCACCACUGAUAACAUACUGAGCAUCUCAUAUUUCAAUUGAGUUUAAAUACCCUACGGACAGUCCACUAUCUUCAAACGUACUGGAAUCGUUGUAGACGAAACAACAAAUAGAGAUAGACUUUCUUCAAAGGGAAUUAUUUUUAUUCAAGAUGCCACAAGUAAAUGUUGAUUUAGCUUUUGGUAUGCGAUCAAAUAGCGACGAGAGGAUCAGUAAAUUUGAAGGUAUUGCCUUAAACAUUCAAAACCUUGACGACGAAUUGAACGAAGACCGACUUUAUGAAGAGUUUUCACGAUUCGGAAAAAUCCUCAGCACAAAAAUUACAACCACUUCAAAGACGAAAACAAAAAGGUCUGGAGUUGUCAACUUUAUGUCACCUGCUGACGCUUGCAGAGCGAUUUCCGGUUUAAAUGGUGGCGUGAUUAUCUCGAAUACAUUAUUUGUUACUCUGGCGUCAUCGCGUACUCGAGACAGACGACCCUCUGUUUGCAGAACGUCUUCUGUUCCCAUUCCAUGUCGAAGGUCAAGAGGAUACAGCGAUGUGUUUAAUAGUUCCAAGAGCUCUUGGGGUUCAUCAUCCAGUAUUGGAUCAUCCACCGGUGGAUCACUGAUCGAUUUCAAAAGAACAUUAUGCCGAACUGACUCACAAUAAAUUUGGAUGAUUUUUGACAGACUAUGCUGCAUUAUUUUUGCAGCAUCCAAAGACGACUAUAGAAAUUUAAAUUUAACCAACGGACACUAUCGCAUAAUUUAUCCUUUUAGCCAAUGACUGACGCGAUAGCACACUAUAAAUUAUUUUUAGUCAUAAACGUAUACAAAUUCGACUAUGGUAAUGUUUUAUAUAUAUAUUAUUUGCAUAUUGUAUAUAGUGUUAUAUAUUGUAUAUUAUAUAUAUGCCAUACUUUGUACAUAACCCAUAUUAUCUUAUAGCAUAUCAUAGAUGUUUGUAACAACAGAAAAUUAUACAUUAUAUUAUAUAAACCAAAAUUAUUAAAUUGGUGAAUCUUUUCCCUGUGAAAUUAGCUGCAGUUAACCUGUCGGCUACACCUACGCUAUGCGGAAAAGUUUGUUUCGCGACUUUUUUCAGAAACAACCAAUUUUUUGAGUUUACCUUAAUAAUUUCUUAACAAUUUUAAUUUAUUUAUUUAUUUCCUGCCAAACUACUACGCCCUACUUAACUACUACACUCUACUAAACUACUACGCCCUACUAAAUUGCUACUACGCCCUACUAAGCCCAGCCUAUUUAAUUAAGCUUUCUAUGAGGAUAUCAAAAUUCAGUUUUUCUCAAACAAAGGCUUAGACGCAAAUUAACGUGUCAGUGCAAAUGCCUAAAAUUCAUAUUCAGCAAUUAACACAAAUUAAUUUAUCACAACGAACUCCGAAUUAUUAAAAUCAACCAAUGAGCACAAACCAGCGUGGUCAUAUUUUAACUCCUUAAAUAGUACGAGAAUUAAUUAUAUUUGUUCGGUUCAGUGAGGGCAUUUGCGAGCAAAAUAAAGGAUUUUCUAAUAGUGAUUAAGUGAGUAAAGAACCAAUUAAAAAUUCCAGAACGCAGAUGUAAAGGCCACGAAAUUUGAAACACUGAAAUCCACUGGAUGUACCCUUGGUACAGGAGUUGAUUGGUCUAUACAUUAUUUUAUGAAUUUUGCCUGACAUCUGAAUGAAGACAUUUUCACAACUUCUACUACUUUCUCUUUUUAUUUCUCAUACCAAGUCAGAAAUUGUCAUUCAUUUGCGUUUUCCUUUCUGCACAGCAAGUCGCAAAAGCCAUACAUUUUGCCUUUCAUAAACAACUACCUAAGAGCAUUUCUUUAGCUACCUGUAUGAGCAAAACAUGCUAUUAUUAUUCAUGACUACUUACAAAGACAUUUAAAUUCCAGUUUAUUCUCCAAACUUAGAUUUUUUAUAUAUUUAAACACAUUUAUGUUAUGAAACUGUGUUAUUGACCUAAACGCGAUUUACCAGGGAAAAAUAAUUCUUCUAAUUGCUUGUUUAAUAUAUGCGCGAUUUUUUUGUACAAAUAUUUAUUAGAUCAAAUUUUUCCUGGGUGCCGUUUGGUUAAAAGUCAUUGCUGCAAGCGACAACUGGCGAACAUAACGGUAAUCCAAUAAUCCUGUUCAUCAA
Molecule: messenger RNA, 2459 nt
Organism: Hydractinia symbiolongicarpus
Lineage: Eukaryota; Metazoa; Cnidaria; Hydrozoa; Anthoathecata; Hydractiniidae
Product: embryonic polyadenylate-binding protein B-like
Exons: 3
Coding region: 485-985 (166 amino acids)
Molecular function (GO): RNA binding
Source: RefSeq, a predicted model, not a curated record